Molecule: messenger RNA, 999 nt
Organism: Corticium candelabrum
Lineage: Eukaryota; Metazoa; Porifera; Homoscleromorpha; Homosclerophorida; Plakinidae
Exons: 1
Coding region: 1-999 (332 amino acids)
Cellular component (GO): nucleus
Molecular function (GO): transcription cis-regulatory region binding
Source: RefSeq, a predicted model, not a curated record
AUGGCGGGAAGCUACCGAACUGGCGAUACGUUUCGGCACUAUCAAGCCUUGGGUCAACUCACCGUUGAUAGCCAGGAGCCUCUACAAACUGCAGAGACAACUGAUCAGUAUCCCCUAGGCUGGAAUCCGUCUGGAGCCAGUCAAGAAACCAGUCAAGAACAGGAAGCCAGUCAAGAGCAAACUGACCAUCAAAUUGAUCAACGUGUAGAAAAUUCUGGAAGACAAGGAAGAAAGAGAAAGUCUCGUCAAUUUUCUUAUGAAGAAACGACGUGCCUCAUCAACCUGUGGUCACACUCGCGAAUACAGAAUCUCCUGACAAAGCCUGGUAGCAAGAGCAAAAUAUGGCAGGAAAUAUCACAAGAUCUAGCCAAACAUAAGUUCAUCAGAACACCAGAGCAGUGCAAAGAAAAAAUAAAUAAUCUAAAAAAAGAUUACAGACUGGUCAAGGAUCGAGUAAGAAGAAGUGGAGAAGGAAAUACAACAAGUGAUUUUGCGUACUAUGAUGCUAUGGACAUGGUGUUAGGUGACUGUCCAUCUGUGUCACCUACUAAUGUAUACGAGUCUUCUGAUGGUAUCUGUACAUUAUUGUCCUCUUCCUUAGUUGCCUCUCCGUACGACUCUACUCAAACAGGAGCUGAAUGUGUAUCCAGAAAUAGCAGUGGUACACCUCCAGAUUGCAGUGACCAAAGCCCAUGCUUCUCUGAAACACCUGCCAGUUCUAGUAGGCACCAUACCCCUCCUAGUGCACCUCCUAGUGCACCUCCUAGUGCACCCAAAAUACGAAAAAGACAAGAAAGCAGUGGCCUUGAUAGAGUUGUGAAUGAACUUACUCAAUUUGGGGAAAAGAUCGUGGAUUUGAUGUCAAGGAUGGAAGAUGCUGACAGAGAGAGAGAAGAGCGAGAGAGAAGAGAGGCUGAACGAAGAGAUGCAUUCUUGCUCAAUGCAUUACGAAUUCUUACAGGACAACAAAUGGAAGAACCUGACAAUGCAAACCAGUAG